Rhododendron vialii is the source of this 2422-nucleotide messenger RNA. RefSeq names its product U-box domain-containing protein 15. The record is from RefSeq and is a predicted model, not a curated record. Bases 270 to 2231 code for a protein of 653 amino acids. Gene Ontology annotation, biological process: protein ubiquitination; cell surface receptor signaling pathway. The transcript is spliced from 4 exons. Gene Ontology annotation, cellular component: nucleus; cytoplasm. Lineage: Eukaryota; Viridiplantae; Streptophyta; Magnoliopsida; Ericales; Ericaceae. Gene Ontology annotation, molecular function: ubiquitin-protein transferase activity; protein binding.
AAAAACCUUUGUCUCUAUCUUUAACCAAUUUAGUCUCUCAAUAGCCCGCGAAAUGUGUGGUUUCAGACCGAAAAUCCCGCCCAUAAUCUACCAUUGAAAUAAUACCAACAAGAACCACCAAGAAAACGCAGAGCUCAUAAUAUACAUGGUAAUUAGGGUUAGGGUUUCUAUCUCCUCCUCCUCUUCCCCCUAAACCCACCUCACCCCUUCUUCUUCUUCUUCUUAAUGCAUUGCUCCUUAUCUUUCUCUAAAUCCCAAAUCCAUUAGCAAUGUUGAAGAACUUGCCAAUGGUUACAUCUCGAGAGGACAAAAAGGAGGGAGAAGGGGAGAUUAUUUUGGACGAGGAAGAGAAUAAUGCGCUGAACAACCCUAAGAACAAAAUGGACGUGAUCCAGGAACUAGUUGCUUUGAUUGAAGCCGUUCAAUCCAUCGGAGAUUUCAGACGGACGCAGAGGAAGGAGGCCCACAGCCUCGUGCGGCGGCUGAAGCUCUUGUUGCCGUUGUUGGAAGAGAUUAGGGAUAUUGACACGCGCAUCCCUGAGGCCGGUAUGACGUGUUUGUGUAAUCUUAAGAGGGCGUUUCUCGCUGCCAAGAAAUUGUUGAAGAUGUGUACCGAGGGCAGCAAGAUUUAUCUGGCACUGGAGAGCGAGGAUGUCAUGAUCAGGUUUCAUUCUGUUUAUGAAAAGUUGAACCAAGCUUUGGAUGGCAUGCCAUAUACUGAAAUAGGCAUUUCAGAGGAAGUGAAAGAACAAGUUGAGCUAAUGCGGAUGCAACUUAGACGAGCAAAGAAGCGAACGGAUACUCAGGAUAUGGAACUCGCAAUGGACAUGAUGGUAGUAUUAUCCACCGAAGAUGACAGGAAUGCAGAUAGUGCCAGCAUAGAAAGGCUGGCAAACAAGCUUGUACUGCACACCGUUGAGGACCUAAGGACAGAAACUGUAGCCGUAAGGAAACUUGUCAAAGAAAGAGGACAAAACGCAGAGACUAACAAGCAAAUCGUAGAUAUUCUGAGGAAAUGCAAACAAAUCGCAGGACUUGAAGUCACUGGUAUCCUCGAUGAUCCAACUGUGCCUAAAGCUCUUGCCAAAUGCCCUUCUCUGGCAGUCCCUAAUGAGUUUCUUUGUCCGAUUACUCUAGAAAUAAUGUCAGAUCCUGUUAUCGUUGCAACUGGACAGACGUACGAAAGAGAGAGCAUACAGAAGUGGUUAGAUUCUGAUCAUCGAACCUGCCCAAAAACUGGUCAAGUUUUGGCUCACUUGUCGCUAGCUCCGAACUUUGCCCUCCGAAAUUUAAUCUUGCAGUGGUGCGAGAAGAACAAUUUCCCACUUCCCAAGAAAGAAGCUCCCACAAGCUCCGACAACUCCAAUGUCGAACAAAAUAACGAGAUAUACUCAGUGGUCCAAAACCUAUCCUCUAAUCAGCUAGAAGUGCAGAGAAAGGCAGUUAGAAAGAUCCGUAUGCUUUCUAGGGAGAAUCCAGAAAACCGAAUUCUAGUAGCUAACAGCGGAGGAAUCCCACCACUGGUUCAACUCCUGUCUUAUCCAGAUUCGAAAAUCCAAGAACAUGCUGUAACAGCUCUACUGAAUUUGUCGAUUGAUGAAUCAAACAAGAAACUCAUAUCAAGAGAACAACCCAUUCCAGCCAUAGUCGAAAUCCUGCAAAAUGGAACCAUAGGGGCAAAAGAGAAUUCAGCAGCAGCUUUAUUUAGCUUAUCAAUGCUCGACGAGAAUAAAGCAAAUAUAGCAUUGUCAAAUGGGAUUCCACCAUUAGUUGGUUUGUUGAAGAAGGGGACAAUCAGAGGGAAAAAAGAUGCUGUCACAGCACUGUUUAACCUGUCCUUAUGCCAAGCAAAUAAGGCAAGGGCUAUUGAGGCAGGGAUCGUUGCACCUUUGCUGCAUUUACUCGAAGAUAAAAAUUUGGACAUGGUUAACGAGGCACUCUCUUUGUUGCUACUUCUCGCGUCAAAUUCUGAGGGCAGGGAAGAAAUUGGGCAGAUUUCAGUUAUCGAAACUCUAGUUCAAUUCAUCAAAGAAGGAACACCUAAGAAUAAGGAAUGCUCAGUGGCACUUGUUCUUGAGUUGGGUACAAAGAAUCCGAAUCUAGUUUUGGCUGCUCUACAGUGUGGUAUGUAUGAGCACGUGGUUGAACUUGAGAACAGUGGAACUAAUAGAGGUCAAAGAAAAGCGAAUUCGCUUUUGCAGCUUAUGAGUAAGUCUGAACAGAACUCCUGAAGAGUUAAAGGGAAAAGACUUCAAGGGGUUUGGUUAAAGGGAAAAGACUUCAAGGGGUUUGGUUGAUUUGUAAUAUACCUCAAGUGUUUACUGAAUUGGUAUGACUUGAUGGAAAAUUGAUUGUAAAUACUACGUUGUCAGCGUUGAUCAUCGUGAAUCUUGACAAAUGUAAUUUAAUUCGUUUAUUUUCC